Pieris rapae (cabbage white) is the source of this 2975-nucleotide messenger RNA. RefSeq names its product tolloid-like protein 2. Lineage: Eukaryota; Metazoa; Arthropoda; Insecta; Lepidoptera; Pieridae. The transcript has 16 exons. The record is from RefSeq and is a predicted model, not a curated record. Gene Ontology annotation, cellular component: plasma membrane. The coding region runs from base 756 to 2954 and encodes 732 amino acids.
UCUCCGCGGCGACGCACAUCUGCGCGUAAAUCUGUGUUGCCAUUUCUAAAUAUAUACCAUAUUAUACCAGUGUUGCCAGUUGCGUAUAGUGCUUUUGUGUAUAUAGUGUAUUGUUUAUUAGUGAUUAGGUCAUUACACCAAUACUUAAAUUAAAGUAGAAAGUGUUUGGGUACUAGAAGCUUAGCGACAAUAAAAGAUUUCGAAGACUGAUCGAAGGCCUAAAUUCAAUUAAGAAGUGAUAUUUUCGUUUCGAGGACGUGUGUUGAAUUCUAAACAGAACGCAAGAUUUUUCGCUUUUAUUAAGCUGGCAACACAAUGGUUAUAAAAAACAAAGGGUCGGCGUGACGGGGCACUAUAAGCCCACGAGUGGUUACUGCGACAAAUAUUGUGGCGCGUGCGCCGCGCGGAGCGCCGCCAAACUGGGCGAGCACGCGGCGAUGCUCGCGGUCGCCAUCUGCUGCAUUCUAGUGCUGCUUCUUGUCUUCAUCAUACUGAUCAUCGUCGUCGGCCAGAACGUUGAAGCUAAGACUGGAUCGUAACAGCAGAGAGAGUGCGAUCGUACUUUCGUGAGCCGCGGGGGCGCCAGCAACGGGACAUUCACAGCCCCAGAACUCCACAAUCCAUACAAUCAGAGUCGGCAGUGCCUAUUCACAUUCCUGGCAGCACCUGGACAGCGAGUGCUCGUCGAGUUUCGGACUUUCGACCUGAGAGGGAAGCCGCCAGAUGGAGCGGCGUUGGGAGAAUUACCAGCAUGCAUGCACGAGUACAUGGACAUAUACUCAGAGAUGUCCUCUUUGGAGACAGGCGAGCUGGUCAACUCGGCCUUCGGAGGACGUUACUGCGGCCCUAUUCCUCCGCGACGCCGCGUGUCACUUCACCGCGCAGUCGCUCUCGCAUUCUUCACCGACCAUACAUACACGCCAUCUACUCUGUUUUACGGGAUCUAUCGGUUCAUCAACUCAACGGAAUUCGAAGUGGGAACGCCCAUACCGAACACGUUGUGCUCGUACGUGAUCGACGUGGGCAAACGCAAAACGGGGCUGCUGGUGUCUCCCACCUAUCCCGGGAUAUAUCCGAAGGACAUCACGUGCAACUACCAGUUCGUCGGACAACCGGGACAGCGAAUACGGCUCGAGUUUCGAGACUUCGACCUGUUUUUCGGCGGGCCACACUGCCCAUUCGAUUGGGUGCGCGUAUACGACGGUCCCGACAACACAUCCGCAAUCAUAGGCACAUAUUGCGGCCAGCAACGGAACCUGGUGCUGUACUCCAGCGACGAACGUCUCCUGGUCACCUUCUUUACGCUGCCACGAGCCGCCAACACACAGAACCGCGGGUUUAAGGGCAUCUUUGAGUUUUCCGAAAGUUUUGUUAAAUUAGAUUUUAUAAGUAAACACGACGCUGAGCACAUUAGGGGCUCGGAGUGUGAUCAAAAAAUUCUUAGCAAAAAGGAAUCGUCUGGAUUUGUGUACCAUCCAAAUUAUCCAUUCCCUUAUAUACAAAAAGUUGUUUGUAGAUAUUUUAUAUAUGGUAUGCAAGACUCACAGAAUCUCGAGCGAGUGCGGUUGGAGUUUCAGAACUUUUCUAUACCUAAAGACAACUCAAAGCCCGACACUUGCUCCGAUGGAUAUUUGAAGGUUUACCUUCGAGGACAGGAAGCAACUGAUUCAUAUGACAAGCAUGAUGCAGAGCUAUGUGGAGAUGGCGACGUAAUACCAUCCUUCCCACCACCUCUCCUUUCUGAUGGCCCUCGGCUGGUUCUGGUCUUUAGCUCUGGAGAGUUGCAGGGCCGUGGAUUUAAGGCUAAAUAUACCUUUGAAACGGAGUACCGUGUCCCGGGCACCGCAGCGCCAGGUGGAGAAUGCGCGUUUACAUAUCGUUCGGAAGCUAAAAAGAGAGGAGAGUUUAAUUCCCCACGUUAUCCCUCUAACUAUCCCUCUCACACCAAUUGCACGUAUACGCUCGUCGCGACACCUAAUGAACAAGUGACUGUCGUCUUCGAUCACUUCAAAGUCAGAGCUGAUGCUUGGAAUGCCACUGCUGGGUUAUAUGGGGGAGCAACUUGUAGCGAAGAUUGGUUGGAAGCCUGGUGGACGGGAAGGGAAGGUACAAGAGUACCUUUGGGACGGUGGUGCGGUCUUGCCACGCCGGGACCUCUGCAGUCCCCAAGAGGAGCUCUCGGACUUCUAAUUGCAUUACAUACUGAUUCGGAGGCUGUUGCAUCUGGUUUUAAAGCAAGAUAUGUUUUUGAGCCCGCUAAAUCGAUAUUCGGAGACUGCGGCGGUAACGUAUCCGGUUCUCCUUGGGGUGUAGUAUCAUCACCUCGCUACCCUCUUCCUUAUGAAGCACCAGCUAGAGGAGCAGCAUCGAGGGUCUGCAACUGGUUCAUAACGGCUAAGCCUGGAAGACGUCUGCUGCUUAACUUCGAUCAUUUUGCCGUUGAAGGCCAUCUCACUGAACGCGGUUGCCCUGCAGCAGUUCUUCGACUCUGGUAUGAAAGUCCAGGACCUCCAUUGGAGUUGUGUGGUGAAAAAGCACCUGGUGAUCGGUGGCAGUAUCUCUCCUCUUCUAAUUCCAUCAGGCUUUCGUUUAUAAUAGCGGACAAGUCGGUAGGAGCUGCGGGUUGGCGGGCUGUAUGGACGGAAGUGACAGUAGGUGUAGGUGAAGAGUGUCCCGAAGUGUGUGGCGGCGCGUGUCUUCCGCCUGGAGCUCUGUGCUCUGGUCUUCCACACUGCGCAGGACAGCACAAGUCUCCACGAUGCGAAGAUGCGCAUCCGGCGGACAGCGACGGCAGCACAGUAUGGUGGGUUGCGGGGUGCGCGGGUGGAGGGUUCGUAACGUUGGGCGUGUGUUGGCGUCGCCGGCGCAGGGUCCCUCGAGGCCCACCGCCACCGCCACGCCCGCCCCCGAGACCCCUUGCUGCGAGGCUGGCAGCCCCCACGGAUACAGUGUGACCGAAUACAAUAAUUUAAUUA